Messenger RNA from Anolis sagrei ordinatus, 2035 nucleotides. The record is from RefSeq and is a predicted model, not a curated record. Lineage: Eukaryota; Metazoa; Chordata; Lepidosauria; Squamata; Anolidae.
ACUCCUGAAGAGCAAGCAGCCUGCCUUUCUCUGCAGAGUUUUGCCUCUGUUCAUCUUGUUUGCCUUCCCAGAUCUUCUCCAGGGAUCUCAUCUGCACUUGCUCCCUCCACACUUUGGAUUACUUUCCACGAUGCAAGGAUUUCUCUGCUUCUGCCUCGCCUUGAGCGCCUGGGGUUUGGCAAGAGGUGCGGAGGAGGACUUUAUAAACAUUUUGCCACAAAACCCAGUGGUGGAAUUUAAUGGCUUUGUUGUACUGAACUGUAGUUCCAGCUGUAAGAACAUUAAUCUUGAGACAUCUUUAAAGUGGGUUGAGGCUGGAACUGGGACCAACUGGAAAGCUUUCAACCUCACCAAAGUUGACCAGUGGACUGCCACCCCGUUGUGCUUGGCUCGCUGUGACGCAGGAAGAAAGGUUCUCCGUGCCAACUUCACAGUUUACCGAGCUCCAGAGCAUGUAGUUCUGAACCCAGUGCCAAAGAUGGAGAUUGGAAAGAAGCACACGUUGAUAUGCCAUGUUCAUCGUGUGGCCCCACUCAAGAACCUCACGGUGACCCUGUUCAAAGGAGGGAAAAAAAUCCUGGUGAAGACAUUUGAGAGUUCGACUGCCACUGAAGACGAAAAUGUUACGGUGUCCCAUAACAUCACUGUGCAGAAGGAAGACCACGGGGAGGAAAUCACCUGCCAGGCUGCUCUGGAUCUGAGACCAGACGGACCACUCUUUGAACAGGCCUCUCACACUGAAUCACUGAACCCUGUUGAUUUCCCCAUGGAUCCCCAUCUCACAACCCCAUCAAUUGUAGAGACCGAUACUGAGAUAACAGUGACCUGUGAUGUAUCUGGAGUUUUCCCAGCCAAAGAGGCCAAGUUUGAGCUAUCCUAUGGAGGAAAGAGAGCUCCAAAGCAUGUAGUUCUGAACCCAGUUCCAAAGAUGGAGAUUGGGAAGGAGUACAUGUUUAUAUGCCAAGUUUCUGAUGUGGCCCCCCUCAAGUACCUCACGGUGACCCUGUUCAAAGGAGGGAAAAAACUUCUGGUGAAGACAUUUGAGGAUUCGACUGCCACUGAAGCCCAAGAUGUUGUCGUGCUCCAUGUUGUCAGUGUGCAGAAGGAAGACCAUGGGGAGGAAGUCACCUGCCAGGCUGUUCUAGAUCUGAGACCAGACGGACCACUCUUUGAACUAGCCUCUCACACUGAAUUGCUGGACCUUGUUGAUUUCCCCAUGGAUCCCCAUCUCACAACCCCAUUGAUUGUAGAGACCGAUACUGAGAUAACUGUGACCUGUGAUGUAUCUGGAGUUUUUCCAGCCAAAGAGGUCAAGUUUGAGCUAUCCUAUGGAGGAAAGAGUCUGAGCCCUGAGGUCAGUGUAUCAGGAGAUAGUGCCAGUGCCCGGGGUCAAGUGUCCUUCUCAUCAGAAGGAACUCACAGUUUGACUUGCACAGUCUCUCUGGGACCAGUGAAGAGAACAGUAGAGGGAUCUGUGAAUGUAUACAGUUUACCUGCGCCUGUCCUGCGCCUUGUCCCUUCAGAAGUUGCUGCUGGUUCCACAGUGAUGGUCAACUGUACCUCUAAUGGUCCCGUGUCCCCAGGGGUUGUCAUGUGGCUUAGGGAUAACAAAGAAACCUUACUUUCCAGAGACUCUGACAACCUUUUAGUGCUGCAUGAACUGAAAACACAUGAAGAGGAUGAUGGGAGGAAAUUUGUGUGUGAAGUGCAGCGGAUGGUUGAUGGGCAGCGUGUUGUGAAACACAUCACUAAAAGUCUCAGCGUCUUCUAUGGUCCCAGGAUAAAUGCUUCUUCCUGCCCUAAUACAUUAACCUGGAAAGAGGGUGACAUGGAAACGUUGAACUGUUCAGCCUACGGAAACCCACCACCAAGUGUUGAAUGCAAGAAAGAUGGCACAUCUUAUAGUAUUGGGAUACCAAUAUCUGUCACCAGAGAACAUGAUGGCAUGGUUCGCUGCAAUGCCACUAAUCCAUAUGAUUUUGAUGAGAAAGUUGUGACCAUAGUUGUUGAAUGUAAGUUAAAUUCCUUACUCUAA